Myxocyprinus asiaticus (Chinese sucker) is the source of this 8498-nucleotide messenger RNA. RefSeq names its product host cell factor 1-like. NCBI's taxonomy places the organism in Eukaryota, Metazoa, Chordata, Actinopteri, Cypriniformes, Catostomidae. Gene Ontology annotation, biological process: regulation of DNA-templated transcription; chromatin remodeling. The record is from RefSeq and is a predicted model, not a curated record. The transcript has 28 exons. The coding region runs from base 700 to 6903 and encodes 2067 amino acids. Gene Ontology annotation, cellular component: histone methyltransferase complex. Gene Ontology annotation, molecular function: transcription coactivator activity; protein binding.
GGUCCGGUUCCUCGCCCGAGACACGGACACCGAGCCGUGGCCAUUAAAGAGCUGAUGGUGGUGUUCGGCGGAGGGAAUGAAGGGAUUGUGGAUGAACUGCACGUCUAUAACACAGGUAUAUAGGUUGUUAUAAACAAAGAGUUUGUUUUGGCCAUUUCUGUAACUGAUUAUUACUUUGUGUAGCCUGUAGCUCGCUAUGUUGUUUUGUUAGCUAGAUUCUUGCUCUCUCUUCGGCCUAGGAUUGGUGUUAUAUUUAAGUCUAUUUGGCCGUUGGAAUAAUUCAAAGUGUUAACAUAUAGGCAGAGCUCCUUUUAUUCUCGUUUUGCAUCGACUUUUUGACUAAUUGCUCACAGAUACAGUGUUAGCACAGUGGCAUUAGCUUGUCAAGCACUUAGCGGCUAGGCACCCUGGAAAAGAAAAUCUGCAUAAGUGAUCAUCAGCUAACUAGCCGUAAAGAAUGUGCACUAAUUUAAAAUAUACUGUUGAUUUGAGUCUGAUAUGUAGCGUUUGUAGUGGCACUCAGUACUUUGCCAUUUGAUUGCUGAAUAACUCGUUGUAUUUGUCUGUACUGUGAGCUGCUAUGUGUUGUGUAGCGAUGUUGUGUAUAACCAUAUGUGCUAAGUGUUUGUGUUGAAGUGUCAGCUAGCCAGCUAACGCUACAGCACUAGCCAAGCAGCGGAACAGGCACGCCAGGGAAAAAUGCAGAGAAAUGGCGGGUUAAAAGAACGCCUGCUACGUCAUCACAACACACAGGCCCCGCCCAUUCGGUUUCCCGCAUUGCCAUCCACCAAUCAGUGGUUUAUUCCUGCUGUCCGUGGUGACAUUCCUCCUGGCUGCGCUGCAUAUGGAUUUGUGUGCGACGGCACCCGACUCCUUGUUUUCGGGGGCAUGGUUGAAUAUGGAAAGUACAGCAACGAUCUCUAUGAACUACAGGCCAGCAGGUGGGAGUGGAAACGGUUGAAGCCCAAAGCCCCGAAGAAUGGCCCACCACCUUGUCCCCGUCUGGGCCACAGUUUUUCUCUAAUUGGAAACAAAUGCUAUUUGUUUGGUGGACUGGCAAAUGACAGUGAGGAUCCCAAAAACAAUAUUCCAAGAUACCUGAAUGACCUCUAUACACUCGAGCUACGCCCAGGCUCUAACGUAGCAGGCUGGGACAUCCCCAUUACAUACGGCGUGCUGCCCCCUCCUCGAGAGAGCCACACUGCUGUCGUCUACACAGAGAAAACAUCCAAAAAGUCUCGCCUCAUCAUCUACGGUGGCAUGAGUGGCUGCCGUCUUGGAGAUCUGUGGACUUUAGAUAUAGAUACUUUGACCUGGAACAAACCUGCCAUAAGUGGUGCGGCACCGCUGCCUCGCAGUCUCCAUUCUGCCACUACUAUAACCAACAAGAUGUUUGUGUUUGGUGGAUGGGUCCCUCUGGUUAUGGAUGAUGUCAAAGUAGCUACACACGAAAAGGAAUGGAAGUGCACUAACACUUUGGCCUGUUUAAAUCUUGACACAAUGUCGUGGGAAACUAUUUUGAUGGACACUCUAGAGGAUAAUAUCCCAAGGGCCAGAGCUGGACACUGCUCUGUGGCUAUUAACAAUAGACUGUAUGUAUGGAGUGGCAGAGAUGGUUACCGCAAAGCCUGGAACAACCAAGUUUGCUGCAAAGACCUGUGGUACCUGGAGACAGAUCGUCCUCUGCCUCCAUCACGUGUGCAACUGGUCCGUGCCAACACCAACUCUCUGGAGGUGAGCUGGGGGGCAGUGCCCACAGCAGAUACAUACCUGCUACAGCUGCAGAAAUAUGACAUCCCUGCUGCGACAGCUGCCAUGUCUCCGACCGUCAACCCCACUUCGUCCUUGCCCGUCAACUCGCCCAAGAGUCCUGUGCCUGCCUCUGCUGCUCCUGCGGCUCAGAGCAUGCCGCUCUCUGGGGUCACACUGGUGCCACAAGUCCCUUCACCCACUACUUUCAUGCCAGGCAGCCCGAUAGCAGCCUCACCUCGUGGGCCAGCUAUUCUUAAAGUGGCAGCGCCUCAUUCCACACCUGGGACAUCCGUUGUUACUGUACGUCAGGCCAUCCCAGGGUCUAAAUCCCCGGUCACUGUAACAUCACUUCCUGCAGGGGUCCGCAUGGUUGUCCCUGCACAGAGCACCCAGGGCACGCCGAUCGGCAGCAGUCCUCAGAUGAGUGGCAUGGCUGCUUUGGCUGCAGCUGCAGCUGCCACACAGAAGAUCCCGCCCUCUUCCACAACCACUGUGUUAAAUGUUCCUGCAGGAGCCACCCUAGUAAAGACUGUCGCUAUGACUCCAGGAUCCACGACUCUUCCCGCUACCGUCAAAGUAGCUUCUCCUGUUAUGGUUACUAACCCUGCUACCCGAAUGCUAAAAACGGCUGCAGCCCAGGUCGGCACUUCAGCCAUAUCUACUCCCAACACCCCGACUCGCCCCAUCAUCACUGUACACAAAUCGGGCACGGUGACCGUAGCCCAGCAGGCCCAGGUUGUCACCACCAUGGUUGGAGGAGUCACCAAAACUAUAACGCUUGUCAAGAGCCCUAUCACAAUGAGUGGCGGCAGUGCUCUGAUCUCCAGUCUUGGGAAAAUGAUGUCUGUUGUUCAGACCAAACCAGUACAGACUUCUGCAGUGACUGGACAGGCUGGAAGUAGCCCUGUCACACUAAUACAGACAAAGACUCCUCUGCCUGCUGGUACCAUCUUGAAGCUGGUCACAUCUGCAGAUGGCAAGCCCACCACUAUCAUUACAACUACCCAGGCAGGAGGGACUGGCACCAAGCCCACAAUCUUGGGCAUCAGCAGUGUCUCUCCAAACACCACCAAUAAACCAGGCACCACCAUUAUUAAAACCAUUCCCAUGUCUGCCAUUCAACAAGGAGGUGUGUCUGGUAGUCCUGGCAUCAAGUCCCCCAUCACGAUUAUUACCACCAAGAUGGUUACUCCUGGCACUCAAGGCAAAAUCAUAACCGCUGUGCCUAAACUGGCUACAGGGGCAGGACAACAGGGUGUCACACAGGUUGUCCUGAAGGGGGCGCCAGGUCAGCCUGGCACUAUCCUGCGUACUGUUCCAAUGGGUGGAGUUCGUCUUGUUUCACCAGGCACUGUGUCAGCUGGCAAACCAACCGUUACCACAUUGGUCGUCAAGGGCACCACAGGUGUCACAACUCUGGGCACAGUAACUGGUACUGUAACAAGCAGUGUGGCAGGGGGCAAUGUGGUGAGCGCUAACACUAGCCUGGCGACACCUGUCACCAAUCUUGCCUCCAUCGCCACGUUGGCCAGUCAGGUGAUCAAUCCCGCAGCCAUCACUGUAUCUGCUUCCCAGACCAGCCUUGCCACUGCCACAAUGCAGUCGGCAGCCCAACCUACUCAAGUGACUCUGAUCACCACUCCCAGUGGUGCGGAGGCCCAGCCUGCACAGGACUUGCCUGUCUCCAUCCUGGCCUCUCCCACGUCUGAGCAGCCCUCUACCACCAGUGCUGAUGCUGGAGACGGUGCGGGUGACAGUGCUGGUACCGUGACUUUGGUCUGUUCUAACCCUCCAUGUGAAACUCACGAGACUGGAACGACCAAUACGGCUACAACAGCUUCUGCUAAAAUGGGCACCAAACAGGUCUGUUCCAACCCCCCAUGUGAAACUCACGAGACUGGAACGACCAACACGUCUACAACUGCAUCUGCUAAAAUGGGCACUGAACAGGUUUGCUCCAACCCUCCAUGUGAGACACACGUAACGGGCACCACCAACACCGCUACGACUGCCUCUGCCAACAUGGGCAUGGAACAACAGGUGUGCACCAACCCUCCUUCAGAAACACAUGACACGGGCACAACCAACACCGCCACCACUGCCAGCUGCAACAUGGGUUCUAAAGAGAUGGGCACAGUGAACAGCAAGACAGAGGCAUCUUCGUCUGCUGAAUCCUCGGCUUCCGGGUCAGAACCAUCCACGCCUGUCACAGAAAGCAGUGGUGCUUCUGGUGCCAUGCGGCAGGAGAAUCUCCGCACUGGUACCACCAACACCUCCACCACAGCCCGCUCCAACAUGGGCUCUGAUCAGACAGGAACAGUGCAGAGCUCUAACAAAAGUAAAGCUGCCAUCUCUUCCACACUGAUGCCUGUUUCCUCCAACCCUCCCUGCGAGGCGCAGGAUACGGACACCACAAACACGUCCACUGUGUCUGGCGAAGGAGAUGUCCAGCAGGUCUGCUCGAAUCCACCAUGUGAGACACUUGAAACGGGCACGACCAACUCUGCUACACAGUCAACCUCCAGUAUGGGCAGUGGGCAGAGCAAUGUUGUGCAGAGGGUGUGCUCCAAUCCGCCUUGUGAAACCCAUGAAACGGGCACUACCAAUACGCCAACUCGGGUGUCAUCUAUUGGAGCUGGACAGAAUGGCAGCGUACAAAGGGUGUGUUCAAACCCACCCUGUGAAACCCAUGAAACGGGCACUACCAAUACGCCAACUCAGGCGUCAUCAUCUAUUGGAGCUGGACAGAAUGGCAGCGUACAAAGGGUGUGUUCAAACCCACCCUGUGAAACCCAUGAAACGGGCACUACCAAUACGCCAACUCGGGUGUCAUCUAUUGGAGCUGGACAGAAUGGCAGCGUACAAAGGGUGUGUUCAAACCCACCCUGUGAAACCCAUGAAACGGGCACUACCAAUACGCCAACUCAGGCGUCAUCAUCUAUUGGAGCUGGACAGAAUGGCAGCAUACAAAGGGUGUGUUCAAACCCGCCGUGUGAAACCCAUGAAACGGGCACUACCAAUACGCCAACUCGGGUGUCAUCUUCUAUUGGAGCUGAACAGAAUGGCAACGUACGAAGGGUGUGUUCAAACCCGCCCUGUGAAACCCAUGAAACGGGCACUACCAAUACGCCAACUCAGGCGUCAUCUUCUAUUGGAGCUGAACAGAAUGGCAACGUACGAAGGGUGUGUUCAAACCCGCCCUGUGAAACCCAUGAAACGGGCACUACCAAUACGCCAACUCAGGCGUCAUCUUCUAUUGGAGCUGAACAGAAUGGCAGCGUACAAAGGGUGUGUUCAAACCCACCCUGUGAAACCCAUGAAACGGGGACUACCAAUACUUCCACAACUGCGACUAGCAGCUUAGAGACUGGAGAAGGUACAGCUCAACAGGGUGCUGAUGGACAGGGUGACAGUGGCAUCAGCUCAGAACCCACAUCCUCCACAGAACCAGCCAAUCCCACAACACAAAGCAGAGCCUUCACCAUGGUGACACAGGCCACGCCCACUCCAGGACCAUCAGUACCGGAAAUCUCGUCCAUGGCUGGCUCUGCAGUGGUGGCAGAAGUACCGGGAGAGGCGGAAGCCAUGGAGCAGAGCAGCGCUGAGGCUGUAGCAGCUGCAGAAGAGCCCAUGCAGACAGAGUGUCAGGGAGAACUAAGUGAAGAGGGAGCUGUCAGGGUGGUUGCCAUAGAUGAGGGUGCAGCGGGUGAUGAGGGCACCAUGAUACAGGUUCAUGUUGCUAUGGAAGCACAACCCGGCCAAGGAGAUCAGGCUGAGCAGAUGGAGGCUGGUGUGGAGGCAGCAGAAGCGAUGAGUCUUGCUGCGCAGGACUCGGAAGCUCUCGCUCUGCCUCAGGAGCUGAUGUCUGCUGAAGGACAGCAGACGACUCUCAUGGUGACUGGACUGACCCCGGAGGAGCUGGCAGUGACUGCAGCAGCUGAGGCUGCUGCACAGGCUGCAGCUACAGAAGAGGCUCAGGCCCUCGCCAUCCAGGCUGUGCUACAAGCAGCUCAGCAGGCUGUACUCCGUGAAGGGGAUGCAGGUCAGGACGGGCAGCAGUCCACCACCAUCCCUAUAGUUUUGACCCAGCAGGAGCUUGCUGCCUUAGUUCAGCAGCAGCAACAGCUGCAGGAGGCGCAGGCGGCUGCAGCCCAGCAGUUGCGUGCUGAAGCAGCUGCACUGCCCACUGAGGCCUUGGCACCAGCAGACAGCCUCAACGAUCCAGCAUCUGAAAGCAACGGCCAUGAGAUGGCAACCGCUGUUACUGCCACUGUGGCCCGUCUACUUCCUCGCACUUCUGCUGAGACUUUGGCCCCAUCAAGUACUUUUGCUCCAUCUCAGCCGAUGGUGGUCGCCAGCCCUGCCAAGAUUCAAGCAGCCACCGCUCUAGCUGAGGUGGCCAAUGGGAUUGAGUCUGCAGCUGGGAAGCAAGAAGCACCUCCAGCUGUUGUGAAGCCUCCAGUGAAGAAAGAGCAUCAGUGGUUUGAUGUUGGAGUCGUCAAGGUGACAAACAUGGUUGUCACUCACUAUUAUGUGCCGGCAGAUGAUUCACCUGUUACUGAUGAUGAUUCCGGUGCCAUACCAGACUACAGCCGGAUGAAGAAAAUAGAGCUGUCUCCUGGCACUGCUUACAAGUUCCGCGUUGCCGGUAUCAAUGCAUGCGGCCGGGGAACGUUCUCUGAGGUCUCUGCAUUUAAGACCUGUUUACCUGGCUUCCCUGGAGCACCGUGUGCCAUUAAAAUAAGCAAGAGUCCUGAUGGUGCCCACCUGACCUGGGAGCCUCCUUCAGUGACGUCAGGGAAGAUCAUUGAGUACUCCGUGUAUCUGGCCAUCCAGAGCUCACAGACAGUGGAGGCGAAAGCAUCCACUCCGGCUCAGCUCGCCUUCAUGCGGGUGUACUGUGGGCCCAGCCCGUCCUGCCUAGUGCAGUCAUCUAGUCUCUCCAACGCCCACAUUGACUACACCACCAAACCCGCCAUCAUCUUCCGUAUCGCCGCCCGCAAUGAGAAGGGCUAUGGUCCUGCCACGCAAGUCAGGUGGCUACAAGAAACCAGUAAAGAUGGCUCUGCGGCCAAACCGGUUGCAAAGAGACCGGUCUCGUCACCUGAUUUGAAAGGCACUGGUCCAAAGAAGGCCAGAUCUGACCAGUGAGAGCUCACCAUGACCCCUGAACCAUGACUGAACUUCACUUCCUGCUGAAUGAUCUUCCUUUUUCCACUUCUCUCACCCCAUUCCAACCUCAACAGGAAAUGGCAGCCAAAAAUAGAAGUUGAAAAAAGGAACAGAGAAUCCAUUUUUGAAAAGUCAGCACCCAUCACUGGACAUUUCGGUUCCAUGGACGCCUUCUUUCCAACUGUAUUUUUUAUCAAAUCAUAACCUCCCCCAAAGUUAAAAGCACAUACAUUUGCUUUUCCUGACGACUUUUUGUGUAAAAAGAUUCCAGUGGCAGCGUUCGAUCUAGUUAACUAUUAUCAGAUAUUCAUUGUAUUUCCUCCCUCAAUAUUCAUUUAUUUUUAAGCUUAUUUCAAUACAAGCAAUAGAUAACAAUGGGAAAAUACCUUUACUCUUUUGUCAGUUUGUUGAUGUUUUCAUUAUUUGGCAAGGUGGUAUAUUUCAAAGACGACGGGAGCGAUACAAAGGAAUGAAUGCGGACAUGCAACGUCACCGGGAGAUGCAUCAAAAUGCGAAAAGAAAACAAACAGCACUUGGUGAUGCUUUUGAGGGAAAAGACUCAGUUUAUUUGAAAAAUCUGUAAUUAUUCACUCACUGCGAGUCCAGUAGCCUGUCUUACAUCACUGUGUUCAUACAUUUGCUUUGAUGGACAGAAACGAGGACCGUAACGCUGAAGACAAAAGACUUCAAUCCAUGUAGAUGAACGGCAUACUACUUUUGCAUUGUGUUAACUAGAUCUUGUAUAAAGAAAAAAUUCCAAGAAUAGUAAAUGGUGAUACAGGAGUUCUUUGUGUGUGGUUUAUUUUUGUAUUUUUUCUGUGCGCAUUUUUAAACCUCGCACUUCUCCUUAACAUGUUCACCGCUCAUUCCUGUAGUCUCCAUACUCGUGGAAUUGUAAUGUGGUGGCUUGUCUAAGCGCCACUGUUUUUCCCAUCCCAUGUUCAAAAAUGAUUUACACUUUAUUUUGGGAAUUGUACUGUAAAGUGUAUGUAUUCUUUCUGAAAAAUGACCCACACUAAACAAGCUUGAGAAAGCCCCUUCUUUUGUGCAUAAAUUUUUAUUGUUUGGCAUUUAUUAGAGCCUACUGCAGAAAAAGAUGCUUUUAUUUUAAUUUCCCACCGUUAUCCUUUGCCUAGUCUAUAGUUUCUGUAAAUUUACUUUCUGAAGCUGACGUUUUUUUUAUACACUGAUUUGUGAGUUGGUAGAUACGAACUGGGAUUCUUAAAUUGUGCAGCAAAAGUUGAAACCAUUUUCAUUAUCUGCAGACUGCUUUGGACUUGUUUAGGGAUGCAGGCCUGUGUAAAUGCUAAAAUGUUGGAAUUUUAGGAAAAGUUUGACAGGUAUGUCUUUUGUUGAAUGGAAAUUGGAAACGGUCCUGUUUCUAGCGGUUGGAAAGUGUUUAAGACGGGAUUGUUGGACGGGAGUUUGAACUCAGUUGUAAAUUAGUUCUUUCACGUAGUAAAAUGAAAAACUCUUUGCCUUUUUUAUAUAAUUAUCUGUAACAAAAUGUUUUUACAUGUUGUCAUCUAUUGAUUGCUUUUUUUGUCUUGGCAUAUAAAAGUAAUUGAAUUCUG